CAAGGGAGAGGGAGGGAGGAGAGCGAGUGCGCAAAGGCACAGCAGCACCAGCGGUGGCAGCAGCGUCAAUGCAUCUGUGAGUCUUCGAAUCGGCUGUCUUGAGCUGCCAGUCCUCUGUACGUUUCAGGUUGACAUUUCAGAGCGCAAGGUCUUGAGGAGCCUCGCCAUCAACCGACACACUUUCGGAGCUCAGCGUUUAUUAUUAGCUCCGCUCUAAGAGACUAUUAUCACGACCCUAUUCUAUUUAUGCCAGUUUCUUGAAUAUUUAAUGGAAAAUGGCGAUCUGCGCUCAGUCCUACGGUAUAUUCUGUCUGUUCUCAAUCCAAACUAUCCUCAUCAUCAGUUUAUCUUCGCCGGCAACGGGGAGCCUCCGCUUUCCCCAACACUACACAAUGAUGCAUUGGGCAGGCCGCAUUGAGAAGGAGCUGGAGAAGACUAUACAGUUGGUCACUGGAACCCAGCAGAUAAGAGGGAUUUACAAUGAGAAGAAGAGUCAGUUUGACAUCAAGAGGAACAAUCCCAAGGACCUGGUGGAGAGGGUGGCACGAGACAUCGCCAAGCUGCUCACUAGCAAGAGGAGAGCCCUGGAGAGGCUGGCCAGGGAGGCGGAGCAGCUGCAGACAGAUUUUCCCUGGCUGGACAGUAUCAAGGAGAGCGACAUGGAGUACUAUGAUUCGAAAGCGGAAUCAGACUAUACGGAGGACGGAGAUGGGGAAGAGAACCUGAUGGAGAACCCCUACUCCAUGAAGCUGGAGUUUGUGGACGAUCCCAACUUUAAAAACAAGGUCAACUACUCCUACAGUGCCGUCCAGAUCCCCACAGACAUCUAUAAGGGCUCACCAGUCAUCCUGAAUGAGCUGAACUGGACCCAGGCUCUGGAGAGGGUUUUCAUUGAUAACCGCCGGGAGGACAGCUCUCUGCGCUGGCAGGUGUUCGGCAGCGCCACGGGGGUCACAAGAUACUACCCAGCCACUCCAUGGAGAGCACCCAAUAAGAUUGACCUGUAUGACGUCCGCAGGCGGCCAUGGUAUAUCCAAGGGGCAUCAUCUCCCAAGGACAUGAUCAUCAUCGUGGACGUGAGUGGCAGUGUCAGUGGACUCACUCUGAAACUGAUGAAGACGUCGGUCAUGGAGAUGCUAGACACUCUGUCAGAUGACGACUACGUGAAUGUAGCCAGGUUUAACGAGAAGGCUGAUGCUGUCGUCCCCUGUUUUAAGACCUUGGUCCAGGCCAACAUGAGAAACAAGAAGAUCUUCAAGGAGUCUAUCAUGCACAUGCAAGCCAAAGGAACCACUGACUACAAGUCUGGCUUCCAGUUCGCCUUCGAACAGCUACUCAAUGAUACCGGCGCCCCGAGGGCGGGCUGCAAUAAGAUGAUAAUGAUGUUUACAGAUGGAGGAGAGGAUCGUGCACAGGACAUCUUUGAGAAGUACAACUGGCCCAACAAAACAAUUCGAGUAUUUACCUUUUCAGUCGGGCAGCACAACUAUGAUGUCACCCCCUUGCAGUGGAUAGCUUGUGCCAACAAAGGAUUCUACUACGAGAUUCCAUCCAUUGGAGCCAUCAGAAUUAACACGCAGGAGUACCUGGAUGUGCUGGGUCGGCCCAUGGUGCUGGCUGGGCCCAAGGCCAAACAGGUCCAAUGGACCAACGUCUACCAGGAUGCUCUGGGUCUGGGUCUGGUCAUAACUGGGACCAUGCCAGUCUUCAACCUCACCGCUGAUGCAAACUCUCAGACGCAGCUUGUCCUUGGUGUCAUGGGAGUGGAUGUUGCAAUCAACGAAAUUAAGAGGAAGACACCAACAUACAGGCUUGGAGCCAAUGGAUACACCUUUGCGAUCGACCAAAAUGGCUAUUUGCUCCUGCACCCCAACCUGCAACCUAAGGUAGGAUCAAGACUGUCCUCUAUGCAUCCCAUCCUGCAACCUAAGAUCAUUAACUUCAGAGAACCUGUCACCCUGGACUUCCUGGAUGCUGAGCUAGAGGACAGUAAAAAGGAGGAGAUCCGUCGAGAAAUGAUUGAUGGCAAAUCAGGGCAAAAGAAAAUCAAGACUCUCAUUAAGUCAGUUGAUGAGAGGUACAUUGAUGAGGCCAUGCGGACAUACACCUGGACACCAGUGGAGGGCACAGAUUACAGUCUAGGGCUGGUACUGCCCACAUACAGUGAGAACCACAUCAAGGCUAACCUGAGUGACCAGAUCCUGCAGGUGCAGUUGCAAUACACCAAGGAUUUUGAAUCUCUGCUGCCAAACAGUUUUGAGUCUGAAGGACAUGUAUUCAUAGCUCCCAGGGAAUACUGCAACGAGCUAGAGCUCUCCAACAACAACACUGAGUUCCUGCUCAACUUCAUCGCUCUCAUGGAGAAGGUGACACCUGACUCCAAACAAUGUGACAACCUGCUCCUUCACAACCUCAUCCUGGACACUGGCAUCAUCAGACAGCUGGUGGAGAAGGUGUGGAAGACCAAAGACCUCAACACAUAUGGCUUUCUGGCGGUGUUUGCUGCAACAGAUGGAGGGAUUACAAGAGUGUUUCCCAACAAGGCUGCUGAGACCUGGGAAGAGGACCCUGAGCCUUUUAAUGCCAGCUAUUACCGCCGCAGUCUGGACAACAAGGGCUACAUCUUCAGAGCGCCUUAUCGCACCGUGAAUGAUGAGCUGCUGAACCCAGAGAACGACACCAUAGGAAUCCUGGUCAGCACUGCAGUGGAGAUCACAGUGGGAGGGAAAACCAUCAAACCUGUAGUGGUUGGAGUAAAGCUGGAUCUUGAGGCCUGGGUGGAGAAAUUCAAGAUCCUGGCUAGCAACCAAACAAGUCCAACAAGUGACAACCGCCAAGUCCAACAAACGUGUGGACCAACCAGUGGCUGUGAGAUGGACUGUGAAGCCAACAGCGAAGACCUUCUUUGUUACCUGGUGGAUGACGGUGGUUUCCUGAUCAUGUCCAAUCAGAAGGAUCACUGGAACAAGAUUGGCAUGUUCUUCAGUGAGGUGGACCCCUACCUGAUGCAUGCUCUCUACAACAACUCCUUUUACAACCGGAAGCAGUCCUUUGACUACCAGUCUGUGUGUGACCCCGUGCCAAGCAGCAACACCGGGGCUGCACCAAGAGGAGUCUUUGUGCCCACCAUUGCAGACUUUGUGAACCUGGCCUGGUGGUCAUCAGCAGCUGCCUGGUCCCUAUUUCAGCAGCUGCUCUAUGGAAUGGCCUACCACAGUUGGUUUGUCACAGAUGAGGUAGAGGCAGAGGGGAUGGACUCCAGAGAGACCAGCUGUGUGACGAUACAGACUCAGUUCUACUUCACUAACAUCAACAGCUCCUAUGACAUCCUGCAAGACUGUGGCAACUGCUCCAGGCUGAUCCAUGCCAAGAGGUUAAACAACACCAACCUCCUGUUUGUGGUGGCAGAGAAGAUGCCCUGCAACACCUGUGAGGUGGAGAAACUGUCCCAGGCGGAGACAGAGUUCAAGGAGGAUAACCCAUCAUGUGAGGACAUGAGUGCAGCGAGGUAUCGAAAAGGGCCCGCUGUGUGCUACGACUACAAUCUUUCUGAGAACACAUCAGACUGUGGGCGGGGCCACUCCUUCCGCCCCUCACUCCAGACCCUGCUCAUGAUUCAGCUCUUCCUCCUCUAUCCAAUCGCCAGCCCCCAUAUUCUGCCCCUUUUACUUUAAUUUUCCUCCAGUCUGCUCUCCCCAGCUCUUUGUCCAUCCUAACGCUCCCACUCUCUCCCCUCUAUGCUCCGCCCCUGCUCUAGUCAUAGGUUAUAAUGGGACUUCCUGUCACUGCAACUUGGAAGCCCUGAGUACCGCGCUACUGUACCCAGCUAGCUUCAAUUGUUGUUGCUUAGUGACAGUUCCAGGACAUUUGUGUUCUCAGCGAGUUGCGUACCUUCAUCAAUGGGAAGAGAUUCAGAAGGUUGGUGUUCCAACCACCACAAUUAUCAGAGGCUAUGUCAGAAAAGAAAAAAGACCCCAUCCCCACCCGCAUCAACAAGACGAGUGACAAGUGAAAAGACAAGUUGGAUGCCGUGUCACAGAGCUCCAACCGUCAUGGAAACAGCAGAGUUUAGGUUGUCUGUUUGUGCCUCUGUUAGUCAGAUGGGAUGAGGAGACAUGGCCUCCAUCUCGCUCACUCAUCUCUGACCUGAUCAGUUUCCUCGCUCUGUCAUGUGUCUCUCAUAGGGGGUUACUGUACGGACCAUUCAGACAUUCAUAGCUACUGUAACAAUAACAUUAAGGAGAAAAAUAACUUUCAAGUAUACAAAAACAUACAAUUAUAAACUGUUGAAGUGUUGAGUAUUCAAAGCACAUGUUAGGGUAUCAUUUGCAAUGAAAGUUGUUACAUUAAUUUAUUUAUGCACUAUAUCUACUUCUUGCCAAAAUGAGAGACUUUCAUGUGGUCUUGUUUUUAUAACCAAGUGAGAGGAAAAAGAGAAACCCAGAAAGGAAAGCUGGAGAAAUAGUGUUAGGAAUAUCUGAGUUGCCUGAAUUCCAAUUCUUCUUGUAUACCUCUACUGUUCUCCACUUGAAGUUAGAACUGUUUCUGCCCCUGGAAGCACAGUAUUAGAUUUAUAAUCAUGAUAACAUGGAACUAUUCUAUGAAAUAGUAGUCUUACAAAGAAUACAUUUUGUCACGUUGUAUAAAUGAUUGGAGACAGGCGCAGGAAUACAUAAUAGGGGGUUUUAAUACUCCACCCAAAAAUACAACAUGCCAUGAGAGGCACGGGGACAAAGCCCAAAACAAACAUGUGUACAAAAACACAGGGAUGUAACCCAAACAAAAGAGUGAGGUCUCUAAUAAAUACACAGGAUGAGACCCGCAAUACACUACACAGGACGAAACCUAUAACAACAAAUGCACAACAAUACACGGGACCCGUUAAUAACGAGUACACAAUACACGCAGAAAGCCGAAGCAACAAAGCACAGGUACUCACAAGACCAACAGACAUGGGAACAAUAACCGACAAGACAUUGGUAAACAGAGGGCACAUAUAUACAAUUACUAAUCAGGAGAAUGGGAAUCAGGUGUGCAUAAUGAGACCGUUCAGUGGCACCUAGAAGCCGGUGACGUAGACCUCCGGAACUGGUGCACGUAAUGAGCAGCAGUACCGGGGGAAUCCGUGACACAUUUGAUUAUCAUAGUUGACUGAUGUUAGUUAAUGAAUUGGUAAUUAUGUGUCCAUCAUCAUAGAUGACUGAUAUUAGUUAAUGAAUUGGUAAUUAUGUGUCCAAAUCAGACAAAGCAAAUUAUAACUUUCGCCCUUACAAAAAUAAUUCAAAUACUAGGCUACACCAGUUUAUUAUGAAUCGAUAUUAAGCCUCUGAAAAGUCUGUGCGUUUGGGCUUCAUUGCUGUAGGCGGUGUGUACUUUCCCACUCUCCACAGACUAAUUGAAUCGUUGUUUACACGUCAUUUCAACAAAAUUACAUUGAACCAACGUGGCAUAGAUGUGGAAUUGACAACUGUGCCCAGUGGGAUCCUUUCUGAUCAGUGGACAUUCUGACGGACCUCUACUCCUAACCCAGUGAAAGCUAACCCCUCUGCCAAUCCUCAUACAGGUCCGCUCCACCAGGUCCACUAAUGUUCCUAGGACUAUAUUUGUAUGUGUUUAAUAUCUGUUGUCACCACAGCAGAGCAGAUAUACUCAAAUCUAUUCAGACUGGCCCAUAAGUAUCUCGUUUUAGUUGCAGGUAGGUUUUGGCAGAACUUAGCUUGUAUUACCUUUGACAGACGCUGUGUAACUUCAGACCAUUUGCUAUUGGGGGAUUGGGGCUUAACAUUUCCCACAUAAAGGAAUGCAGCAUAGGCCACUACAACUUACUGUACGGUGACGACUGAGCUGCAGUCUGAGUUUUCUGUUACAUGUCAUUCUGAUCAAUUUGAAGUGAAAUGUCAUUAGACUCCAUGUUUAGGAGCCACUUUCUGUUGUCAUAGUGCCUUGAUGCACUUUGUUUUGGAAAGCAUUGUCUCUUGAGCUACUGUACAGUACCUUUAUAGAAGAGGAACCUUAAUGGCUGUGGAGCUACAGGAUCUUUAUAGAGCAAGUCUGUUGGCUAUACAGUAUAUCUACGGUAGCUUUAUAGAGACACCAUAUUGACUAGACGUUAUUGUAGCUCAAUGUAGACUUUCGAUUGGCUGUGGCUCCUGGCUGCUGUACAAUUCCAGGGCUACCUGAUUGCUACCAGAUAGAGUUGCUGUACAGUACCUUUACAGAGCCAUCUAUAGAGCUAAACUAUCAGUAUAAAUCGACUUAACUGGUCAUAGAUCUACCUUUAUAGGGUCACCUGACCGCUAUCAUUGCGUUUCUGUCUGAACCGUAUGUGCGUUUGUGUUUGUGUAUGGGUGUAUGUUUGUUUUAACCCUCAGAGGGAAUGUCUUUAAAACUGGGUUGAGAGGAUGGGGAAUGACAGUUGUGGUAGCGUAGCUGUUUGUUGUUCCAAUUCCAAUGGAAGAAGUGUUAUAUCAGAUGUUGUUAUGGAGGGGAAAAAAUUAUUUUACAAAAAAAAAAAGAAUCCAAUUUUGUCUCACCUGUUUGCUCAAUAUAUUGUCAUGAGGGUGCAUACUGCAUACUGUAUGUGACCACUGUAUUCACAGAGGUGUUCAAAAAUAAUGUUUAAUAUGUCCGUGUGUUUCUGUUUCAAAGGAUACAUAGUGACUAAGCCUCUCUAAAUGCCUUAGUGUUUCAGUGUUCUCCCUCUUACACACACUCGCGCACGCACGCACGCACGCGCACGCACACACACACACACACACACACACACACACACACACACACACACACACACACACACACACACACACAGUGAGCCUCCCAAAUAUUCACUUUCUCCACAGACUUUCCCAAUCCAGAAUGUUGCACUCUGGAUUUAAAGAGGUUUAGGUUUUGAUGUGUCCGUCGAUAUAAAAUGGUGUGAGUUUCUUGUACACAUUGCUGCUUGGAGUGGAGGACUUUCAUAGUUUACAUUGACUUUGAAUCUGUAUUGACUCUGAAAUCCCUCUACCCCGCCUCACUGUUAACGUGAAUACAACAUCUAAACCCCAAAACCUCCUUUACUGUAACCAUAAAUACACACAAUGUACAGUGAACAAUAUAAUUAUUGGCAAGACAAAAUGUUUAGUAACUGCAUAAUUAUAUUUUUUAUUUUAAACUAGGCAAGUCAGUUAAGAACAAAUUCUUAUUUACAAUGACAGCCUACCCCGGCCAAACCCGGACGAUGCUGGGCCAAUUGUGCGCUGCCCUAUGGGACUCCCGAUCACAGCCGGUUGUGAUACAGCCCGGGAUCGAACCCAGGUCUGUAGUGACGCCUCUAGCACUGGAAUGCAGUGCCUUAGACCGCUGCCCCACCCAGGAUCCCUAUCUCAGUGAAAGACUGGACCAAAUAGAAACUCAGAAUCUGACGUUUGCAAUUGUCUCCUUUCAAUGUUUGGGUUCACCAUUUUUUAAAUUCCUCGUAUAGAUAGUCCUGUUGCAUUUUAUUGUUUUAUUAUAUCACAGCAUUUGUUUGUCCCUCUGUAGAUCUCCAAAUUUACCAAAUUUACAUUCGCUGUGGAAAUGUACCCCCUGUGACUUCCUCUGGCUCAGCAGCAGACACAAGCACUGACAAAUUUACACAUUCAGACAUGCAGUUACACCCUUAUGCACCCACAUGCACAAAGCACACACAUGUAACACUAACAAUUAUACCUACACAUGCACAGCUGGGGGAUGUUCAGCUCUAGACUGAAGUAAGCCAAGGAUGUCUAUUCCCUGUGUGGGAUGUCAGAGGCUAGCUCAGGGAGUGGGUCUCCACAGAACAGCAUGGGACUGUGUCAAACAAAAGGUAAAAGAAUCAUGAUUUGUACGUCUAUGUGUCCCAGAAGGGGACCCAAUCGUGUGCUGAGGGACACAGGUCGGUUUUCUGUGGUUUGAAAAUUUUACUUUUUGCUCAACAAAAAAAAUAAGGGGAAAAAAGGGCAAGUUUGGGGUGAGAGGACCGGGUCUGCUUUACAGCCAGCCCUAAAGGGAGGGUCUUCACGUGGCCCUGCCCCUGCCUACCCUUGCGGUGUCCGUGCGUCUCUGUGGGAAAGACACGUGUGUAUGUGAUUCUGUAGUCUGUAGUCUGGUGCUAUGUGACCAUGUUUGACAAAUGUGUAAAAAAAAAAAUCUGUAACAAAAAAAUUAUAAAUUCAGUCAAAUUCUAAGUGAAGUAAAAAAAAAUGGAAUAAAGUAAAGAUAAGUUUGAGAUCUAAACUGUUUUUAUUUUUAAAAAAUGUUUGUGGGUGUCUGAGUGUGUAUGUGUGUGCGCGGAAGAUUUAGCUCCCUCUCUCUGGGCAUUGGUCCAUGUCGCUCCAUUCUUUUGUACUGAUAAAGCAAAAAAAAAAAGAAGAGGGUAAAAUUUGUAAAAUAUUGUGUCUGUGACUCCUUGUAAAAUAUUUUCAAAUUGUUUAUUACAGAGAAUCAGUUAUUAAAUAAUGUUCAUAUUUUUCACUUCA
This is a messenger RNA of Salvelinus fontinalis (brook trout), 8477 nucleotides long. Its product is annotated as voltage-dependent calcium channel subunit alpha-2/delta-2-like. Gene Ontology annotation, cellular component: voltage-gated calcium channel complex. NCBI's taxonomy places the organism in Eukaryota, Metazoa, Chordata, Actinopteri, Salmoniformes, Salmonidae. The transcript has 39 exons. The record is from RefSeq and is a predicted model, not a curated record. Gene Ontology annotation, molecular function: voltage-gated calcium channel activity. The coding region runs from base 276 to 3674 and encodes 1132 amino acids.